Molecule: messenger RNA, 4413 nt
Organism: Neoarius graeffei (lesser salmon catfish)
Lineage: Eukaryota; Metazoa; Chordata; Actinopteri; Siluriformes; Ariidae
Gene: gng12b
Product: guanine nucleotide binding protein (G protein), gamma 12b
Exons: 5
Coding region: 523-741 (72 amino acids)
Biological process (GO): G protein-coupled receptor signaling pathway
Cellular component (GO): heterotrimeric G-protein complex
Molecular function (GO): G-protein beta-subunit binding
Source: RefSeq, a predicted model, not a curated record
CUAGCAGUUCGCUGUAAAGUACUGAUGCUGAUAGUCAGUGCACACAGUAUACGUUCAGAGGGGUUUCUAUGGAUGUAGAAGUGAUGUGGACAGUAUUGUUGAUUAUUGUGAGGAGUGUCUGAUGCUGUGCUUGGUGAGGUGCCGGUUGGACAGUCUCUCAGCAGUAGGGAGGAGCUGCUGUAUCUCUCCUUAACACACCACAGAUGGAGGAGCCGGUCACUGAAGGAGCUGCCCAGUGCUGCUACUGUCUCCUGCAGUGGAUGGGAGGUGUUCGCCAUUAAGGAUAACAACUUGGCCAACGUCCUCCUCUCCCCCAGUACGUCCACGGAGUCCAGUGCACAGCCCAGGACAGAUCCUGGCUUCCGAGCACUGUCAGAGUUCAGUGUGUCUGAAUCUCAGGAGAAUCAUUUACAGGACAGCUGUUGGAGUUCUCCAGCUCAACGUAAGCCCGUAUCACACCUCUCAGGUGAUCUGUUCGGACGUUAUCACUGAAACGGUCUGUGAAGAUUGCCAGCAAGAAAAAUGUCAUCAAAGAUGCAGAGCUCGAAUAAUAUAGCACAGGCAAGAAGAAUUGUACAGCAGCUACGGAUAGAGGCAAACAUUGAGAGGAUAAAGGUUUCGAAAGCCUCUGCUGACCUUAUGCAUUACUGCAGCGAGCACGCCAAGUACGACCCUCUACUCAUGGGCAUCCCGGCCUCAGAAAACCCUUUUAAGGAUAAGAAGCCCUGCACUAUAUUGUAGUGGGAAGCACUAAUCAUGUGCUCUUUGAUGCCUCCUUUUUUAUAGAGAGAAUAUUUUACCUUAAAGCAUUCAUACACUAGUCACCUUAAAGUCAGCUAACCUCCUCAUUCUUACUCUUCUUUUAUUCUCCUGCCCUCCAGGCUAGAACAGGAGUCUACACUUGAAACAUAUUCACUUCUUUCACUUCUGUUCUUUUCAAGAAAACAAGACCAAAAACCUCUAAGUAAACAAGUUUUACGGUGCAUUGACAAAGCUUGUGAUAGGAUUUUAUUUAACCCCACUAUUGAUUGCCUGAACUGAGAAGCUGUUUGCUGUGAUCAUGCUAUCUGAUGUGGUCUAGAUCAGACCAUUUUGCAAAUAAAGAUGAAGAAAAAAAAAAUCUCAGUUGGGAAGUGCCCAAACAAAGAGAGCGCUACUCAUCAAGGCUAAUUCCAUUUUCUUUGAUCAUCAUGUCCUUUUAAUGUCCCAGUUCUGAUCAGCAAACCUCAGCAGUAGUACUCUGACUCUGUGUUAUAACAAAGCUCACUGGAGCUACACAUUCAACCUUUCACCUUUCAAGGAAAGUUAGAGAAGCCCAGAGGCCUGAAACAGUGCUCUACAUGUCCUGAUACAGUUUUCCCCCCAGCAGUUAUUCACUUGGCAAGUGCAUUUAUCUAAAGUGUCUAGCAGAUGAGACAGAAUUUAAUUCAAGCAUAAAACCAUCCAGUUACUAGUGCAGAACCUUGACUGCAGAACUAACACCGUUCCACAUAGUAAUAAAUCGAGGCAACUGGACUUCUGGUUAAAGUGGUUUAUUCUUAAGCAAUAGUUCAGUGAAAAAAUCUAUUUCUCUUUAGCGUAAUGCAGUCUGCAUGCUUAAGUCGUCACAGACCCGCCUCAGUUAAACCAUUAACCAUUUUAUAAAGUAGCAAAAUAUGUACAUUUGUUCCUUCAGCUGCUGGGCCAUACCUCCAUGAGUCAGAUGCUUGUGUGACGUGACAGCAGACUACAUGCUAAGUAGGCAUAUGACGAUAUAUUGUGCGAAAAUAAAUUGAUACAAAUUUAUGACAAUUCAGUAAAAUAAAAAAUGCAAAAAACCCAAAACAAAAAAACCUUGCAGAAAUACGUGUGACUUCACCAUAGGCGGAAGUAACAUAGCUCUGUUACCGUGGGAGAAAAACCCACAAAAAUGGAUCUUAAAAUGGGAAGAGCUGUUGUGCAAUUGACUGUACAAAUAGAUGCAAGAAGAAAUCAGAGCUCUCUUUUUACAUACUGCUGAAAGCUAAAGAGAAGCAAAUUGAAGUAGAGGUAACUCUUCAUGAAAGUUUAUUAAGAAAAGGCUUAUUUGUUAUUAACUUUUUUUUUAUUUUUAAUAAAAGGAAUAUUUUAGUUAAGAGGUGAUUUUAUAUUUGACUCCAGCCUUUACAAGUGUGGGUAAAUAAUUAUUGGUAGUUAUUAAGAAAAUUAAUUUUUUUAUAUUUAAUAUAAUAUAAUAUUUAAUAUAAAGAAUAGGAAAAUAAAUUUUCAUUUUUUUGGUAAUAAAAUUUUCUCUUUUUUUUUUUUUUUCAAAAAAUACUGGGGACAGAUUGAAUUGUAAACUCAAUAUCGUGAAUCAAAUCAAAUUGUGAAUUGGGUGAAUUGUAACGUGCCUAAUGCUAAGGAAAAAAGUGAUUCCAGUUUCCAGACGGAUGCUACUAGGGAUAAUAGCAAUGUUACAAGCUUUUGACCAAUUCAUAGUUUUUGGAAUACAAGAUCAGAAAACACAUAAGAAAAUGUGUUGGAAGUUGAUAACUGUACAGUAUGAUGUGAGUAUGUGACUUUGGGGCUCAUUUAUCAAGCUAGAGACAAACAAAUAAAUUCAUAAAUCAUUUGCAGGAACAUACCAAGAAAUGUGGUAUUCAUGAAAAUCCAGUUAGUUUAGAAAAAAUAUUCGUGUCCUGUGAGCGCUCCACAGUGUGUGUAAGUUUACAUGCAUUAAAUACUUAACGGAACCUCGACUGAUAGACUUGAGAAUGUAGCAUUGGUACAAAUUGCUGCAAUUUUAUACACUGAUUACGUUGUCAAGUUUAAAUUAUUUAUUUAUUUAAAACUACACUCACAAAUUUAAAGUUCUGUGAAAAUCUUUCUUUCCAUAUUAAUUACUUAAGGAAGGCGAUCUGAAGCAAAUCCAUAAAUGAAGAAAAAUAAGACUAUCUAUUUAAUUAGGAGAAACGAAAUGGCACCCUACAACUGCAGGAAGGGUCUGUGAUAGCCACCAUGUCGCAAUGGCUGAGUUUCAAUACUGGAAGAUUUAGUAUACUCUGUGUUCAGGACGUACUCUUUCAUCAUUUAGCCACCAGCUCUCUGUUUGCAGUGUUGUCCUUUAUGGCAUUUUGUGAUAUCAUUAAACGUAAAUCAGUUGUGCUGGGAACACACCUGGUACUUUAUCAUGAACAUGCACAUGUGAGGAUGAAACAGAACAAGAAGUUAACAAAAUAUUUAGGGAUCUGGGAGGAUUUUUUUAGAUUGGCUUCAGCAGUUUAGAUUUAUAGUUGAGGCCCUUUGGGUCCUGGUUGAUCAGAUGCAUUUUGUGGUUUGUGGAAAUUGUGUUUUUGCUCAAACAAAUUUAACACUUUUUUUCCACUAGCUUAAAUGACAUGGAUGACCGAAAACCUCCAUAUCCAUAUGCAGUCAAGUUCAGGUGAAUGAACUUAUAUUGCAAGAUUAUGGUUCUACACUGAGUAGUCUGUUCAAGCUAAUCAGCUGACUAAUCUCUUGCAAAAUUUAGGGUCCUACUGAAUUUUAUAUAUUGUCAUUCUGGGCUGGUAUUAAUAGAAAGCAAGGUUGAACCAGACAGAAUUAGGAAUAAAGCACCAAUAAACUAGCUCAACACAAGUCCAGUUGCCUCGUCUUCAUACUACUAGACACUGAAAAUGACUCAGAUGACUGGUAGCCUUUAGAGUCCUGUUGCUCAUUGUGGAGGAACCGGUGGCGUCACUCUGACGUAAUUAGUCCUCAAGAGUACCAGCACACCCUCUUCAACUCAGUACGUGUGAACAAUGGAGGGCUUCACAUAGGUCAGUGAAAGGUUGCCUCCUCUGUCAGAGCACUAAACCAACCAUGCUUUCUUUUCACCCUUCCCUUUACAAAUUUGCCAAAACCCCACACAUCAGCUUUUCCACAGUGCGGUAGAAAGCUCUCUUGCCUUUUUCAAACAGCGAAAGUGAAUGCAUUCCUGCAAGAAUGACAAAAAGCAUCAUUAGUGCUCAGUGGUAUUUUAGGGCUACAUGGAUUGUUUCAUAACCCCUGCCAAAAGCAUGUUUGAUAAGUGAGAAGCAUGACACGAAUUCUCCUGUCUACGCAGUUCUCGCCUAUGCCUUAGAAAACCUUAGACUUUUGUUAGUGUCCUGUUUAUGGUAGUUAGAGUAGCGCUAUAUAUAACAACCCCGAUUCCAAAAAAGUUGGGACAAAGUACAAAUUGUAAAUAAAAACAGAAUGCAAUGAUGUGGAAGUUUCAAAAUUCCAUAUUUUAUUCAGAAUAGAACAUAGAUGACAUAUCAAAUGUUUAAACUGAGAAAAUGUAUCAUUUAAAGAGAAAAAUUAGGUGAUUUUAAAUUUCAUGACAACAACACAUCUCAAAGUUGGGACAAGGCCAUGUUUACCACUGUGAGACAUCCCCUUUUCUCUUUACAACAGUCUGUAAACGUCUGGGGA